ACUGCGGACAUUGGGUCACGUUCAUGUGACCGGGCCAGUCUCAUGCUUAUUAACAAACGAAUAACCUUGAUCGUGACGCGAUCCAGUUGUGUCAUCGAUAUGUUAUUCAUAUCGGAUUUCACGGGCAGGAAUCACGUUGUUCGUUUACAAUGUCAUAUGUGAGAUCCGUGAUUCUACUGCCAUGGGAACUGGGAAAAUGUGUAUUUUUUUGUGGAUCUAUGUUCGUGCUCUUCCAAGAACUCAUCUCUCAUAUUGCAUAUAGUAAACAAUGAUAUAAUAUACAAUCUCAUUAAUAUGCCUGUCGUUGGAAUGUACAUAUUUUAUGUACGUAAGUUUUGACUUUAAGAAUGUUAGUCCUCUUGGCGGUUGUCAACAUCUCACUCCUCCACUUGGAGCCCAAAUCUUUUCCUUGAGCUCUCUUCAAUGGAGUUUUGAGAGUAACCCAAAGCUCACGAAUUAUGCCUUAACACAGCCACAGCUUAUGGCAGGCCUUAAACUACUCCAUCAUAUACACCUUCACAUUAGUCAUUCUCUUCAUCCUACUGCACGUUCACUCCCCUCUGUAUCUAGCGACAUCCGCUCUCGCAUCCGGAUCCAAUUCCUCUACUCCCUGGUGGGAUUUCCUGGGGAGAUGGACCGGAAUACCGCUUCCCGGUCCUGCUAAGACCCAAGAACGUGUCGAAAAUGCUGCCGGAAGACAGUCGCGGAGUUUCGAUGACUCCAUCACCUUCCUACCCCUCAAGGAUCUUCGGUAUGGCGAGAGGUCCAAGGCGGCCAUGUCCGGUAACACAUGGUUCAUGAGCUCGCUGAACGACACCCUCGAGGAGGAUGAGGCAGAGUACCUCCACUUCCCAUCCCAGGCAUCGAACAGAAGGCUUCUGUGCCUGAAGGGACGGGACAUGCGAAACGGUUCUAGGAACUCGUAUUCCCUUGCCUGGCCGGGCAACCUCCCGGAGCAGGCAGUUCUCCUGAAGGGCCUGACCUUCGUGUCCGACUCAUACUACGACUACAAGAACUUGUGGCACGGGUUCAAUGCACUCACUCCGUUCAUAAGGUGGUCGAUGAAGAACGGGUGUGCAAAGUCGAGUCAGUGGAUUUUGUACCACUGGGGCGAGCUGCGGGACGGGACAGGGUCCUGGGUUCAGCACUUGAUGGAAGCAAUCUAUGGAGAACUCCGAAUAGAGAGGUUUGAAGGCCGAGUUGGAGACGGAUCUUAUUGCUUUGAAGAGGCUGUGGUCAUGAGGCACAACAUGGGCAGAAUGGGGAAGGAGAAGAAGCUGAAGUUGUGUGAUCUGCUGAGAUGCAAGGCAAGUGAGCCCUGUGGGGUCAAGGGAGGGAAUGUGGAGGUCAACGACAGAGGGGACCCACUUAUAACGUUGACUUUGCUGAUGAGGAGAGGCUCAAGAUCAUUCAAGAAUGCAAGUGCCGUGAUUGAUGUGUUUGCUAAGGAGUGUGAGAGGGUUAGCGGUUGCCAAUUGAAGGUUGUUCAGUCAGAGGAACUGAGCUUCUGCGAUCAGGUUAGAGUCAUGUCGGGCACGGACAUUGUCGUGUCCCCACAUGGGGGGCAGCUGACGAACAUGCUCUUCAUGGACAGAGGGAGCAGCGUGAUGGAGUUUUUCCCCCGGGGGUGGCUGGAGUAUGCUGGAGUCGGAAGGUAUGCCCACCACUGGAUGGCCGAUCAAUCUGGGAUGAAGCCCAGGGGAGCGUGGUGGGAACCACUCGGAAACAAGGAUUGCCCGAACCCGAAAGACGAUAUCGACUGUUUCCAGUUCUACAAGGGAGGGAAGGUGGGUCACAACGAGACUCACUUUGCAAAGUGGGCGAAAGAUGUCCUCAAUCAAGUGAGCAUAAGUAAGCGAGGAGAGCUAUCUGCCAAGAGGCUGAAGAACCCCAGCCUCUGCGCAUGCUAAGGUUCGUAGUCCAUCGAGCUGUGCCACUAGGGUGAAGAAAGUUCAGAUCGAUGCAUCAAAAUAUACAAGUUAAACAUUUAGUUGGGAUAUAGACUGCAGUUCCCUUGAUCAAAUAUAUGUCAAUCAACAACUAUCAGUGUAUCAUUGUAAGUUCGAUUUUACAGUGGAAAUCAUGUGACAACAGAAACAAGGGAGAACUUGUACUUAACCUGACAUAACUAGUGGCAGGUCUGUACACAACGAAAGGCCGGGCUAAUGUGUGCCAGCUGAUCGAGUAGAUCAUUCUGAAAUUUCGCUCUGGUCUCCAUAUCAUUUGCAACCUGGAAGUGCUUACAAGCAACGCCAAAAACCGGAAAAGACCCUGUAAAACGAUACUGAUUUACACUACAAUGAAGGCAAAAUGAUCAUAUAUAUACUAGGACUGACUGUCUAAUAGUUUGUUGCUGCACUAGUGUUCUUCAAAAUCCGUUCAUAUAUACAUGCGGAGCGGUUGAGAGCAACAUGAGGCUGAUCAAUGGCUGAGAUCAAUUUGAACCAUAGAAAGGAAGUACGAUUAAAUCUCGGAAUUGCAUUCCCGA
Messenger RNA from Punica granatum (pomegranate), 2488 nucleotides. The record is from RefSeq and is a predicted model, not a curated record. Lineage: Eukaryota; Viridiplantae; Streptophyta; Magnoliopsida; Myrtales; Lythraceae.